Messenger RNA from Trachemys scripta elegans, 4716 nucleotides. RefSeq names its product NACHT, LRR and PYD domains-containing protein 3-like. Gene Ontology annotation, molecular function: protein binding. Lineage: Eukaryota; Metazoa; Chordata; Testudines; Emydidae. Gene Ontology annotation, cellular component: cytoplasm. The coding region runs from base 559 to 3861 and encodes 1100 amino acids. The record is from RefSeq and is a predicted model, not a curated record. The transcript has 14 exons.
GCGGGGGAAAGCAUAAAAAAACUUACUUACGUGGACAGACUGACAGGGAAAUCUUUGUUUGUUUGGGCACCGUGAGAAUUUCACACACAAGCCACUUGCACUUCUCGUGCUGAAGAAAAAUCUAAAGUUUCUUGGCUUUCGCUAUACAGAUUGGAUGUCACAGUUCUGUUGAUCUCAUGACAAAUAUUGCAGUAGGUAAAACUGAAGAAGGCUGGUCUUUUCCUAUUCAGGGGCUAUACAGCACAACAGCAAGCACUAAUCUAUCCUGGUGACAGUGACUGUAGCAAUUAUGCUGAAAUCGGCUUGGAGAUGACCUAUUCUAAUUCAAGAGUCUGAAGAUUGGAUUCCAAGCAGAAGCUUAGGGCCACCCCAGACGGAGAGUGCAGAGGGAAGAUUACCAGCAGCAUGAGAGGAGAAUGUGUCUUCAGUUUUGUUAUUUUGAGGAAAUAAAACUCUGCGGUUGCUGAGCUGGCAAAUUUCAUUUUCAUUUGGCGUGUUUUCAGCACUGGAAAGAACUCAUCUUGUGACCGGUAUGGCAACUGACCUUCAUUGGGUGCAAUGACAGAAACGUGCCAAGACAUCCUGCUGACGAUCUUGGAGGACCUGGUAGAGGGACAGAGAAAGAAGUUUAAAUUGAAACUCAGUGACACUGAACUGAGGAAGGGCUAUGCAAACAUUCCCAAGGGACAUCUGGAGAAAGCUGAUGUAACGGACAUGGUUGAUCUGCUGAUUAGAUACUACCAACAGGAGUAUGCUGUGGAGGUGGUGAUAAACGUGCUGGAUCAAAUCAAUGAUAAGGAUCUGGCUGAAAGGUUGAGAAGAAAGUCAGCUGAAGUAUGGAAAACCAGACCUGUUUCUGUAAAGCCCCCUGACAUCGACCACAGAGCGAACUAUGUGGCCUCUGUGAAGGAAAAAUUUAGAAGAGUGAAGGAUUAUAAUUCCAGGCCAGGAGAAUGGGUGUCUUUGGAAGACCGCUACACAAAGCUCUUUAUAGUAAAAAAACACCAUCAAGCAAAAGAUAAAGAACAUGAGCUACUGUCUAGAGGAAAAAGACACAUGGAUAUCAUGAGGAAGCUGAGCAGCUUUGCGGACUCCCAUGUUAAUGUGGAACAUCUUUUUGACACGUUAUCAGAUGGCACAAUAACCAGAAAAGUGAUCUUACAAGGAAUAGCAGGGAUUGGAAAGACCGCUACAGUUGGCAAAAUUAUGUACGAUUGGUCAUCUGGGAGGCUUUACCAGGGCAGAUUUGAUUAUGUUUUUCAUUGGAGCUGCAGGGAGCUAAACCAAAGAACAGAAAAACUGAGCCUAGCUCAAUUAAUUUUACAAAACUGGGGACACCCAACGCCAGAGAUAGGGGAAAUUUUGUCUUGCCCAGAAAAAGUCUUGUUCAUCAUCGACGGCUUUGAUGAACUCAGGUUUCCUGAGGAUUAUGAUAAAAAUAAAAGCUUAUCCUGUGAUUUGGACACGCCUCACUCAACAGCAGCAGCUGUGGUGGAAAGUCUCCUCAGCAGCCAGAGCCUUUCAGAAGCAUGCCUUCUUGUCACGACGAGACCCUUAGCCGUAGGAAUGCUGGAGACCCAUAUGAAAGCCGACCUCUGGGCAGAGAUUGUAGGCUUCUUGGAGGAAGACAGAAAGGAGUUUUUCAAGAAGUUCUUCAAAGAUGAAGCGAGAGCAGCCUUUGCCUACAGUUAUAUCCAAGAAAAUGAUGUAGUGUUCACCAUGUGUUUCGUCCCCCUCAUCUGCUGGAUCGUCUGUACAACCCUGAGCCUUCAAUUAAGGUAUAGCGAAGAGCUCAGUCAGAAGGUGAGCACAACCACCGAAAUAUUUACCUAUUUUGUGGCCACUUUAUUGCAGUCCCAUGGUCGCGCACAGACAUCCACACAAGAUCUUUUUCACAACCUUGGAUCAUUGGCCUAUGGUGGUGUGAGGGACCAGAAAGUGCUAUUUGAUGAGAGUAUGCUGAGAAAGUGUAACUUGGAGGUGUCAAAGGGUCCAUCAACUUUCCUCACGGAAUUGCUGCAGGCAGACAUUUUUGUGGAAACUAUCUAUAGCUUUGUGCAUUUGACUGUGCAGGAGCUGUUUGCCGCCUUGUUCACCUUCUGGAACAAGGAGAAAGCUUCUGAGCUCUUGAAAGAAGCCUUUGUGGAGAAUAAAAGCCAUUUGAUCUUAACUGUUCGCUUUCUGUUUGGAUUGAACAACAACAAGUCACUAAAGCCUUUGAAAAAGUACUAUGAAACCGGCAUGGGCAUCUCAAAGGAUGAGCUGCUGAAAUGGACUAAGAAGGCGCUUCUUAUUUGCCAGGAACAGGGCGAGGAGAGCCAUCUCCUCCUGGAGCUGUUGCAUUGUUUGUUUGAGAUUCAGGAUGAGGAGUUCGUCAUAAGUGCUUUGGAGGAGAUAAAGGAAGUGGUCUUCCUGGAGAACAGUCUAGGGCAGGAUGACCAACAGGUGAUCCUGUACAGUCUGCAGCAUGCCAAGGAAUUCAGUCAGCUGAAAUUGGCCAGUCUGAAAGAGAGAGACAUGAACAAACUGGUUCCGUUGCUAGGGAAAUGCAAACAGAUCCAUUUUAAUGCCUCUGGAAUCUCAUUGUCUACGGUACUCAAGGUGUGUGCUCACCUUUUACGAAAACUUAGAAUGACCAGACUGUAUGUGGAGCAUGAAGCAGAAGAUGAAAUGUAUUUUACAGUGGAAGCGAGCUGUGAAAGGGACCGUUGCAGAAUAACUUUAGAUAACCUUUCUGAAGACACUGCCAUUGCGAUUUGUGACCACGUUAUUCCAGCUCAUCCUGGCAUUGUCACCCUUGAUGUGAACGGGAUUCAGGGAAGCAAGAAAUUUGUAAAUAGCCUGAAGAACAGUCUUCUGGACUCGGACUGCAGACUGGAAUCAGUGGGCUUCAACAUUGAGAACCCCAGACUCCAGGCUUUCCAGGACAUCUGCCAACAUCUUGCUACUCGCCGUAGCCCGAGCAAAUUCCUUUUAUUCCGAAGGUAUGAGGAGGAUGAAAUACACUUUGGAUAUGAGGCAAAGGAUGAGGAGAAGAGUGGCAACAGACUCCAAAAGAAAAAGAAGAAUGAAAAGAGAAAAGGAAAGAAUGAGGCACAGAAAAAGUGUUUUCCCUGGACAUGUUUAAUAAGGAAAACAGGAGAGAAAAAGGAAAAGAAAAAGGAUUGCAUUGCUGUCCUCUCCUGUCUCCCUGAAGAGUAUUUUCUUGAGCUCACCAAAUGGGUCACCUCCACGUUCACGCCGCUAGCCCUGUGCCUGGAUGAAAAUUCCAUCAAUGAUGAGCUGAUGAAAACAAUAUGCGAAAAUCUGAACAGUACUGAUUAUCAGCUUCAGUCACUGAGCCUUCGCUCUUGCAGCAUAACCCAGGAGAGCAUGGCUAAUAUCUGCUCGCUAUUCCUCUGCAACACGGCAGUCUCCUUGGACCUGCAGAGCAACCCCGUGGGGGAUGAAGGAGUUAAAAUACUUGCAGCGUGCCUGAAGAGUAAAGGUUGCUGCCUAGAAAAACUGAGCUUAUCAAAUGCUGACCUCACAGAAGACUGUGUCCCUGCCAUCACCUCUCUGUUUUCCCAGAAGAACACCCUGAUUUGGCUUGACCUGAGCUUUAAUAACCUUGGAGAUGGUGGAGUGAAAGCCUUGUGCUCUGCCCUGAAAGAUAAGGAGAGCCAUCUUGAGAAGCUAAUCCUUGAAGACAAUGGCAUCACUAACAACUGUGAGCAGGAGCUCAUCCAACUGAUUGAAAACACCCUGUCUCUGAAAUACCUGUGCUUGGAUGAUAAUAAGUUUACAUCCACCUCCAGCGCCCGCAUCUAUGGCGUAUGGGACAAUUAUCAUGAUGAUGAGGAGGAGGUGGAGGAAGACUGACAGAGAGUCUCAGGCGCUGCACUCAAUUCUCCCUUCUCGGCUGUGAAGGUAGGUGCAGAUCUCGGGGAACUUCAGUAUGUUACACAAACAUGGUGCUAAGGAAAGGUAGCAGAAUGAAACCACUGGGAUUUUUACAGUAAAUUCUUUACACACUGAACAAAGUGCAACGCAGGAUGCAGCAGUGCAACCAUUUCCUAUACUGCUGUGCCCAUGAGCCUCAACCCUGGCAUGGAUGGAGCAUCUCUAAGGAUGAGAUGGUUACAGACUCCAUGCUUGCCCAGCCCUUGGAUUUUCUGAUGUGACUGGCAUAAAGGGUGCCAAGCAGAGGUGAUGGCAGAGAGAACAAAGGUGGCAAGAGGAAACCCACCUAUAGAGACCCAGAAAUUGAAAUCUGAAUUUCAGAAAUGACCUUAUCAAGUGACCUGAUAUUUCUAGAAGGCAACUUUGCAAACUACAGUCACCUUGGAGCUGCAACCUGGUGGUUGUUCAUUAUGCUAAAAGAAACUAGGGCAAAUAACUCUUGCUUGUGAGUAAAUGUUUGCUGGUUCUUGUGUAUUACUGAACAAUACAGUGUAGUACAAAUAGUUCCAAAAUUAAAGGAUAAUGCAAGACAUCACCUGUUUCAUGUCCAAUUUCCAGAUUGUGAGCUGGCUGGGGCAGGGACUGUCUUUAUGUCAUUUGUUUAUACCGUGACUAUUCCUCACAGGGGAGCUUAAGUGCUACUGCAUUAGAAAUAAUAAUAUAGCCAUGCAAUAAUCAGUUAUUCAGUGUUUAAGGGGGGAGGGAUAGCUCAGUGGUUUGAGCAUUGGCCUGCUAAACCCAGGGUUGUGAGUUCAAUCCUUCAGGGGGCCACUU